GCAGGGCACAAAGAGACAAAGCAUUCACCCUUACAUUCACACCUCUGGACAAUUUUGAGUGUUGAAUUUAUACAAAUAGUUGCAUGUUGAGAAGACACAGCAAUGUGUGUGUGUAGAACACGAUUUGACAUGUACAGUACAUAAGACAGACCACUGCUAUCUCUGUACUAUUGUGAUAUGUCUUUAAAUAUGCAUUUGUUUGCUAACGUGUUAGACUACUAUGCCUGCUAAAUCCAUAACGAGGCUCCUGUGGUGGUUUGUUUUUGUUAAAAAAUUUAACUACUGAAUGCAUUCAUUUAUGUAACAUUGAUUCAUGCGUACAUGCUAGAUGAAUGGUGUAGCUUGUUUUCUGAUCCUCUCUGUUUUAAGUGCUUUGCCACCGUCUUAUGGCAGUCCGUACUCUUCUGAAACAUGCAUUUUAGGUUGAUUGAAGACCGUCAAUUGUUCUUAGGUGUUAAUGUGAGUUAGAAUGCCUGUUGUCUAUAUACGCCCUGCGAUUAACUGGCCAGGGAGUAUCCUGCCUUGUGCCAAAAGUCAACAGGGAUAGGCUCCAGCUCGCCAGAAAAUGGAUGGAUUUUCUUUUUGAUGAAAUUGUACCGCACAUGAAACUGUCACUGAACGUGAAGUGACUCAGUAGAUUGGCUCGAAUAGAGUGAAGUAGUGUGCCUCGUCCAAGUGAUAGGUGUCAGCAGAGUGCCUUGUUAAUAUUUGCUGCUAAUGUGUUGACACUGCAAUCCUACAUUUGAAUCUCUUCACACUGACCUGCUGUCUGUUCCGCACACUAAUCUGUCCCAUAACUCCAGCCACCAUCGUCGUCAUCGAGGUGGUGUGCACAACCAGCAGGCCGAUUGUGUUUCUCUCAGUCGUCCACAGACCGGCUAAUGUGUGCCCGGACUGUGGGGGGCUCGGGUUGCUUGGAGUCAACGCCAUUCAGCACAGGUAAUGUAAUGUAAUAGUAGUGUGCAUUUAAUCCCUGUUUAUCAAUGGGGCCAUGUUCCAGACCCACCUGCAAUAGAUCCAUGAUAUAGAAAGGCCAUGUAAUUAAGAUUUUUCAAAUAGUAGUACCCCUCCCGCAUGCUUGAAACACAUUGGGUACAUUAGUGCAGAUUAUACCUCGAGGGAUAGCAAUUGCCCCGUGUGUUGCAUUCAGAACCACAAAGCCUGCAUUGAUCAUGUGGAUUCAGGUCUUCACGUGCCAUGCGGGACCCAUGCGUAGUUUUCCAGAAACUGGACCCGGGUGCUGAUGAAUAAAAUAUCCUCGCCGAGGGCGACUGGCGGAUCUGUUCCCUGCUGAUAGAUCAGCUGUAUAGGCGGCGACUCAAAGUAGUCACAGCCAAGAUCUGCACUGAGAUUGCACACGUUGCCGAGAGAAAGACACCAUGUUAAACGCCAGGCAGCAACGUGAACUCCUCUUGCACGACCCGCAUCGACAACCCCCGGCGCUCUUCGGGAAGCCCUGGUUCUGGCAGCGCAGUAGCGGAGUCAUGGAGGGCACCCGCAGCCUGGCUCGGGUCAUUAUGGAGAUGCAGGAGGAAAUCAGGAAGCUGGAGGCCCAGAACCCAGUGUUGCCGAAGGAGGAGGGGGACCGAGAGCAGGAGCAGACACUGGAAGCGUUUUUAGAGGAAGAGCAGGAAAACCCAAUCAGGAGGAAUGCAUCUGCGCCCAUUCUAAAGAGACAGUUUCAAGAAUAUAAAGACAACGUCAUCAUGACGGUACGAAGGUACUCCAUGAACUCCAGCCCGCCUGACGUGACACAGAGCGAGGGGACAGCAGACCUCGGGGGGCAACUGAGCCACUCCGGAUGGGGGCUUCUGCAGGAGGAGGUCCGCGGUGGGAACGGCAACCUUGAUCACUCUGUCACCAGUGACGUGGGGUCAGCGAGGAACAAGACGUCCCUGCAGGAAUACGUGCACAAGACCAGAGCCAAGGCGAAAACGGUCACGUUCCUUCUACCAGUGGACGACAUCUACAACAACAAACCAGUCCUCCCCGAGCUGGCCCCCGUAACUGACACCGGGUCGCAUAGACUUUGAGGUCACCUGACCGAUUGCAGAAACUCCAAAUGGGGCCACGCUCAUUUCUUCUAGGUCACCUUAGGUUUCUUUUGGUGUCCCGAUUCAAUCGCAGCUGAGCAACACAAAUAAACGAGCGUCCGGUUACACACUGAUGAUGAGACAUCUGCAGUCAAGGAUUUCUGUAGCACUCAUCUGCAGGUGACCACCCUUUUUUUUUUUUUUUUUAAAUUAGAGGCACUUUAGGUCAAUGACCAAUUUAUUAUUCAUUCACUCUUUUCUCUUGAAGGGAAAUAAGACAGCACACGUGUGACCUAUUUCUUUGUGGAUACUGAGACCAUUGGACACAACAUUGGGGAAACGUGUACUUAAUGAAGUGUCCGGUAUUUCAAAACUUAAAUGUCACAUUUACUAGUCACUUAUGUAAUUAAACAAUUUUAAAAAAAAAUCAUACAAGAUGUUAUCUGGUUACUUGGUUUUCCUCAUUAGGUGUUUUAUAAUAAACAAGAGCAACUGCAUCAGAUUAAUGCAGUCCACAGUAUUACAGGUGUCUUAAAUUAGAACAUUGAAAAAAAUAAACUAAAAUUACAGUUCAAAUAAAAAGGAAUAACAGAUUACAAAGGGUGAUCUUUUUUUUGUUGUAAUUUUUGAUUAUAGCCAACACCUUUUUACAGUUACAUAAAUAUUUGGGUCAAUCAGCCUGAAAAGUUCUUUCCAAAGCAUUUAAUGAAUCUGUAUGAGUUUAAC
This is a messenger RNA of Phyllopteryx taeniolatus (common seadragon), 2759 nucleotides long. RefSeq lists its product as uncharacterized. The record is from RefSeq and is a predicted model, not a curated record. NCBI's taxonomy places the organism in Eukaryota, Metazoa, Chordata, Actinopteri, Syngnathiformes, Syngnathidae. The coding region runs from base 1380 to 2033 and encodes 217 amino acids. The transcript is spliced from 3 exons.